AUGGCAGGAGAUCAGUAUAGAGAGGCAGUGUCGAAUAGGAAUAAUUACUACGAGAAUUGCCCAGGAUGUAAGGUUGAUCAGCUUAAAGAGUUGAAGAGAGAAUUCCCAUUUCGUGGGAUUGCUUCAAUUUGGAUCAUUUCACUUUGUGCUGCACUGCCAGUAUCAACUCUCUUUCCAUUCCUUUAUUUCAUGAUUAGAGAUUUUGGUAUUGCAAAACGAGAGGAAGACAUUAGCUCCUAUGCUGGAUAUGUCGGUGAGCUUGAUUUCCGAGCUCUAACAUCAGUUUUCUGGGGAAUAGUAGCUGAUCGCUAUGGUCGAAAACCUGUUAUACUUAUAGGGCUCAUUUCAGUGUUAGUAACCUCUAUAUUUCAAGCUCGUGUUCUUACCAUUAAGAUCAUCUUCAACGGUCUCUUUGGACUUAGUGUAAAUUUUUGGAUGGCCAUUAUUACAAGGUUUCUUCUCGGGAGUUUGAAUGGUUUACUUGGACCAAUAAAGGCAUAUGCUGUUGAAAUUUUCAGGGAAGAACGCCAAGCAUUAGGAUUAUCAACAAUUAGUACAGCAUGGGGUAUAGGAAUGAUCAUUGGCCCAGCUCUAGGAGGUUUCCUCGUGCAGGAAACAUUGCAUAAGCAUGACGAAAAGAAGAUUUCAAGCAUUGAUUCUUAUGAUGCUGUGGAAUCUGCAAAUGGUACAUCUGAGGGAGAUGAAAUAAGAGUAGACGAUGAAGAAAGGAAACCAACUUCUAAGAGAAGCCUUCUAAAGAAUUGGCCUUUGAUGUCAUCCAUCAUUGUCUACUGUGUUUUCUCACUUCAAGAAAUGGCUUACUCAGAGAUAUUCUCAUUAUGGGCUGAAAGCUCUAGAAAACUUGGAGGCCUAGGCUAUACCACUGAGGAUGUAGGAGAUCAAAAGCAAAGAGGAGCUGCUAAUGGCAUUGCUAUGACAGCAAUGUCUCUUUUCAAAGGAAUCGGUCCAGCAGGAGGCGGUGCUCUGUAA
Messenger RNA from Dovyalis caffra, 990 nucleotides. NCBI's taxonomy places the organism in Eukaryota, Viridiplantae, Streptophyta, Magnoliopsida, Malpighiales, Salicaceae. The record is from the annotation of a GenBank genome assembly.